AUGGGCGACUUUGACGAUGACGAUUUCCGCGACUACGAGAACGAGGAUUUGGGAUUCGACGAGGACGAGCUCAACGACGAUGAGUACGACCAGCUACAGCAGUCGCUUCCCCGUUUGCAAGGCCUGGCCAAGAACUACCAGGUGGACGACAAGACGUUGAAGGAGACUCUGUGGAACAACUACUUUAGCGUCGACGACGCCUUCGAGGAGGUGAAACACAAACCGGUGUCGAAGCUGGAACUUUUGGCACAGCAACGCAGACAACGCACAGGGCUGCGCGGGCUGGGGUCCGGCACGGGUGUUGGACUUCUGGGCCGGCCUGCAGCGACCAGACCCAGAACACAGAAACAGCAAACACAGCCCGACAGACCCAGCCGUGUUGAGGUCCAGGAACAGCCACCCGCACAGCCAGAACAAGAGCAAGAACAAAAGCCCGACCCGUUUGCGGCGCUGUUACAGCCCCUCGUGGCCGCGUCAGAGUUCAGAAUCCUGGCCCCGCGGUCGGCGAACCCGAUCACCUCGCUGUUCCUGGCUCACGUGCAGCUCCCGUCCCACACCGUGCCUGAGAUCAACCUGUAUACUAACAACGAUUUAGCGAAAAAGGCCGCCUCCAACUUUGUCAAGCCGAGUCCAGACGAGCGCAAGGUGCAGAAACUCACCGAGAAAGUCGCUGAUAUCAAGCUCAAGGACCCGAAACCGGUGGCCUCGAAGCCCAAGCAGAAAAUCAACGUGGAUGCCGAGCUGGCCAAGAAAAACUCAAAGCCCAACCUGUCCUUCAUUGUGAUCGGGCACGUUGACUCGGGCAAGUCCACGAUGAUCGGACGGCUGCUGUACGACCUGGGGAUCGUCGAUUCCAAGACUCUGCACAAGCUCACGAAGGAGAGUGACGCCAUCGGCAAGUCGUCGUUCUCUCUGGCCUGGAUCAUGGACCAGACCCAGGAGGAGCGGGCCCGAGGCGUCACGGUGGACAUUUGUCAGACGCAGAUCGAGACCGACGCGGCCAAGUUCACCAUCAUCGACUCGCCGGGCCACAAGGACUACGUUCCGCAGAUGAUCAACGGAGUGAGCCAGGCAGACCUAGCUUUGAUGAUCAUCGACGCCAAUUCGUUUGAGAGCGGGUUCAGCAACCAGGGCCAGACGAAGGAACACCUGACGAUCGCCAAGAACCUCGGCAUCGAGCGGUGUGUUGUUGCCGUGAACAAGAUGGACGUUGCGCAGUGGUCGCAGACGGUUUACGACUCGAUUUGCACCCAGAUUGAGCAGUUUUUGGUGGAGGAGCUGGAGUUUGAGCGGGACAACUUAAUUUUCUUGCCCAGCAGCGGGUUCUUGGGCGACAACGUUGUCUCCAAGAGCAAGAAUCUGCCGUGGUACAAGGGCCCAACACUGAUGGGUGUUUUGGAGCAGGAGAACCGCGAAAUGAGCCAUCCGGUGGACAAGAGCUCGCCGUUCAUCAUGGUGAUUAGCGACAUCCAGGACUCGUCCAAGACGGACGAGCUGCUGGUGAGCGGGCGCGUGAACUCGGGCGUGAUCCAGCCGGGCCAGAGCGUGAGUAUCUCGCCGAGCCAGGAGGUGGCUGUGGUGGACUCGAUUUCGAUCACCACGUCGAACGUCGGGUCGUCGGCCACGAAACACAACCUGCAGAAGAUCGCACAGGCGGGCGAGUUUGUGGAGCUCAAGCUCAAGAAGCUCGCGUCGACCGAGAACAUCAAGGUCGGCGACGUGGCCACGCUGUCGAGCAACGUGUUGCAGCCGGUCAAGAAGUUCAAGUGCGAGGUGCGGCUGUUCAACAUCGACAGACCGCUGCUGGUGGGGACGCCGUUUGUGCUGUUCAAGAACGGGAUCUCUGUGCCGUCGCGGCUGAGCGAGAUCGAAUCGAUCAUCAACAAGGACGGCAAGGCCAAGAAACGGCGGCACCUGAGCUCCAACAACCGGGCCGUGGUGGUGGUGGAGCUGCUGGAACGCGAGCUGCCGCUCGUCACGUACGCUCAGGACCACAAGCUCGGCCGCAUCGUGCUGCGCAAAGACGGACUCAGCAUCGGAGCAGGAAAGAUCUUGCAACUGGUGAAGUUCUGGCCAGACCGUUUGGCGCGCUCGUUGGCCUUGACCAGCUGGGUGUUGCCCAUCUUGAGAUUUGCAACGGUAUCGUCCUGGUGCGACGACAGCACCGAGAUGGAGUCGUUCUGCAGAUGCAAUUGGAGGUUGAUCUCGUUGAUCACCGACGAGAUCUCGAGCAUCGACUGCUCGAUCUGGUUCACCGACUCCAACUGUGCGGAUUUCAGCUCCAGCAAGAUCGAUUCGUUCUCCUGCGACAGCUGCUGGAGCUGCUGUUGGUCGAGGUUCGAGGCCAGCUCCGAGUAUUCUGGCGAGACCGUUUUUUCCACCGCAUCGUGGUCCACAGAGUUGUAA
Ogataea philodendri is the source of this 2406-nucleotide messenger RNA. RefSeq lists its product as uncharacterized. Gene Ontology annotation, biological process: translation. The record is from RefSeq and is a predicted model, not a curated record. NCBI's taxonomy places the organism in Eukaryota, Fungi, Ascomycota, Pichiomycetes, Pichiales, Pichiaceae. Gene Ontology annotation, molecular function: GTPase activity; GTP binding. The transcript is spliced from 3 exons. Bases 1 to 2406 code for a protein of 801 amino acids.